Tauraco erythrolophus (red-crested turaco) is the source of this 375-nucleotide messenger RNA. Lineage: Eukaryota; Metazoa; Chordata; Aves; Musophagiformes; Musophagidae. The record is from RefSeq and is a predicted model, not a curated record.
GUUACCCAUGUUCUAAAUGUGGCAUACGGAGUCCAAAAUGCCUUCCUUAAUGACUUUAUAUACAAGACCAUUUCUAUUCUGGACCUCCCUGAAACGGAUAUUACCUCCUAUUUCCCAGAAUGUUUUGAGUUUAUUGAGAAAGCCAAGAUCCAGGACGGUGUGGUUCUGGUGCACUGCAACGCAGGAGUCUCCCGUGCAGCCGCAGUCGUCAUUGGUUUUCUAAUGAAUUCAGAAGGACUGAGUUUUGCCAGAGCCUUUUCCGUGGUGAAAAACGCGAGGCCUGCGGCUUGUCCAAAUCCUGGCUUCAUGGAGCAGCUUCACAAGUACCAAGAGCAGAACGUAAAGGCAAAUGGAAGCAUCAAUGAUCACGACUGA